This is a messenger RNA of Tachyglossus aculeatus (Australian echidna), 1313 nucleotides long. It is a transcript of the gene ENPP6, whose product is annotated as ectonucleotide pyrophosphatase/phosphodiesterase 6. NCBI's taxonomy places the organism in Eukaryota, Metazoa, Chordata, Mammalia, Monotremata, Tachyglossidae. The coding region runs from base 1 to 1311 and encodes 436 amino acids. The transcript has 8 exons. The record is from RefSeq and is a predicted model, not a curated record.
AUGGCCACCAGUCUCCUGGCAGCCGUGGUGGCCGUGGCGGGGCUGGUGGUAGCCGUGUCGGGGGCUCGCCCGGUGCUGGUCAUCUUGCUGGACGGCUUCCGCCACGACUACAUCGGCCCCGGCGAGCUGGAGGCCCUGCCCGGCUUCAAGGCCAUCGUGGACGGAGGUGUGAAGGCGGACCACCUGACGCCGGACUUCCCCAGCCUGUCCUACCCCAACUAUUACACGCUGAUGACCGGCCGGCACUGUAACGUCCAUCAGAUGACCGGAAACUACAUGUGGGACCCCAAGACGAACAAGUCGUUCGACAUCGGGGUCAACGAGGACAGCCUGCUGCCCCUCUGGUGGAACGGCUCGGAGCCCCUGUGGGUCACCAUGACGCGGGCCAAGAGGAAGGUGUCCAUGUACUACUGGCCAGGCUGCGAAGUUGAGAUCCUCGGCGUCCGGCCGUACCGCUGCCUCGAAUACAAGACCGUCCCGACGGACAGAGAUUUCGCCAACGCCGUCAACAACGCGCUGGACGCUCUCAAGAGUCGCAGCACGGACCUGGCGGCAAUAUACCACGAGCGCAUCGACGUGGAAGGCCAUCACUACGGCCCCGACUCGGCCCAGCGGAAGGCGGCCCUCGGGGCCGUGGACCGGGUCCUCGCCCACUUGACGCGGCGGGUCCAGGAAGAGGGGCUGCGGGACCAGCUGAACGUCAUCCUCUUCUCGGACCACGGCAUGACGGACAUCUUCUGGAUGGAGAAGGUGAUCGUGCUGCGGCGGUUCGUCAGCCUGAAGGACAUCGCGCGGACCAAGGACCGGGGCCCCGUGGUCAGCCUGUGGCCCGCGCCCGGGAAGCAGGCUGAGGUGUACAGACGGCUGAGCGAGGUGGAGCACAUGACCGUGUACCAGAGAGAGACCAUCCCCGCCCACUUCCAUUACAAGGAAGGGAAAUUCGUGUCGCCCCUCACCCUCGUGGCCGACGAGGGAUGGUUCAUAACUGAGAGCAGGGACAAGCUCCCGUUCUGGGAAAACGUCACCGGGCGCAGGGAAGGCUGGCAGCGCGGCUGGCACGGCUACAACAACGAGCUCCGGGACAUGUGGGGGAUCUUCCUGGCCUUCGGACCCGACUUCAAGGCGGGCUUCCGGGCGGGCCCGAUCCAGGCGGUGGACGUGUACAACGUCAUGUGCAGCGUGGCGGGGAUCCCGCCCUUGCCCAACAACGGCUCCUGGUCCCGGGUGGCCUGCAUGUUCCGGAGCGCCGGCCCUGCCCUCCGGACGCCCGGCUGGACGCUGCUUCUCCUGCUCGCCCGGGUGGCGUCGUGACG